Molecule: messenger RNA, 1695 nt
Organism: Pseudocercospora fijiensis CIRAD86
Lineage: Eukaryota; Fungi; Ascomycota; Dothideomycetes; Mycosphaerellales; Mycosphaerellaceae
Exons: 5
Coding region: 1-1695 (564 amino acids)
Source: RefSeq, a predicted model, not a curated record
AUGUCUGGAACAUGGCAAUCAAUUGCAGCUCGCAAGCAGCAGGAACGAGCCUCUCGUAUCCCCGAAGCGUGGCGUUUGACGGCAUCUCAGGUCGAUGGCAGCGGUAGCAAUGUUCUCGACGUGCCUAGGACCUGCGGCCUUCUCCUCGACUCUGAGCUCAAAAUAACUGAGGAUUACGAUGCCACCAGCCUGCUAGGAGAACUUGCAAUUGGCAGUUUGAAAAGCGAGCACGUCGUUCGCGCCUUCUGCAAAAGAGCCGCGCUGGCACAGCAACUCACGAACUGCUUGACCGAGAUCCUAUUUGAAGACGCGCUUGCACGAGCCAGGGAAUUGGACGACUAUCUGGCAACUCACGGCCGGCCUAUAGGACCAUUGCAUGGCUUACCGAUAUCUUUAAAAGAUACAUUCAAGAUACGAGGCUAUGAUGCUUCUAUUGGCAUCGCAGGCUUGUGCUUCAAGCCAGCAACGAGCAAUUCUGCACUCGUAGAUCUGCUACUAUCUCUGGGUGCAGUGCUAUUUUGUAAGACCAAUGUGCCGCAGACUAUGAUGGCCCUUGAUAGUCAUAACAAUGUGUUUGGUCGAACUCUCAAUCCGGCCAACAAGAGGCUGACCGCUGGAGGCAGCUCGGGUGGCGAGGGUGCUCUCCUAGCUAUGCGAGGGUCAUUGCUUGGUGUUGGUACUGACGUGGGAGGCUCUGUGCGAAUCCCCGCUGCAUGCAAUGGGUUGUUCGCUGUAAAGCCUUCUCACGGCCGGGUGCCAUUCGCAGGGCAAGAAGGUGGGACCAAGCCAGGAUCCAGUAAGCUCGGCAUCGAGGCCACUGCUGGCCCCAUGGCCACCAGCUUGAGAGAUUGUGAGCUGUUCCUGCGAGCCGUGGCAGACAGUCAACCCGAGUCGUUUGACCCAGAUGUGGUGCCUCAAACGUGGGAGCGGCAAGUGCCAUUGGAUACGUCAAAGCCCCUUCGUGUUGGUAUCGUCCGGACAGAUGGACAAACCAAGCCUCUUCCACCCAUAGAACGAUUGAUGGACCGGGUUGCACGGACCCUUCAGGCAUCAAAUAGUUCCAUCGAAGUCGUAGACGUCGAUGCAUCUAAGAUCCUGUCUCAGGCCCUGAAGACCUUGAAUGGCAUCAUUUCUAUUGAUGGAGCCAACUCCUGGUUUGACCAUCUCGAAGCAACGCAGGAACCUCUCUCUCCGUGGUUGAAAGCGCGCCUGACUAGGAGACCUGAGAAGUCAUUGGAUGAGGUCCGGAAGCUACAGGCACAGAAGCUCGAGCUGCAGACAGCCUUUCUCGAAGUUUGGAAGAUUGCGGACGCCAACAGAGCGAACGACAAGCGUGAAACACUAAAUGCGCUCAUUAUGCCGGUCGCUCCACAUCCUAUACUGCCCAUUGAUCGAUGGAAUACGGUCAACUACACAGCUUCUCUCAAUCUUCUUGACGUUUCAGCAGGCCUUCUCCCAGUUACCCAUUUCAGUAUGAAUGAUGCCGAUGGUGAUGUGCCGACAUCAAAGCCCAUCAACGGCUGGGACAAGAUCAAUCGCGAACACUGGACACAGGUCGAUCGUGGAGAGUACAUCGGAAGUCCCAUGAGCAUUCAGGUUGUCACGCCGCGCCUACAGGAGAGGAAACUGGCCGAGACCAUGGCCAUUCUGCAUAAGGUUCUACGAAGUACUAGAAGCGCUCUUACUACUAUAUAA